Messenger RNA from Ricinus communis (castor bean), 696 nucleotides. RefSeq lists its product as uncharacterized. The record is from RefSeq and is a predicted model, not a curated record. NCBI's taxonomy places the organism in Eukaryota, Viridiplantae, Streptophyta, Magnoliopsida, Malpighiales, Euphorbiaceae. Bases 1 to 696 code for a protein of 231 amino acids. The transcript has 6 exons.
AUGAUUAUAGCCAAUAUAGAUGAGGAUAGGGAAGCCACAAUGAGUGAUGAAGAAUCCGAACCUAGUGAGGAGGAUUACCUAGACGUGCCUGAGUUGGAGGAUUGUGAUGAUGUGCAAUUGGGUGAGGAGUUUGUGAUUCACACGGAUCAUGAAGCAUUGAAGCACUUGAAGGGACAUAACAAGUUGGAUAAACGCCAUGCUAAGUGGAGGGAAUUCAUCGAGGCGUUUCCCUAUGUCAUUAAGUACAAGCAACAAUAUGAUAACAAUGCUCAUCUAGAAGUCUCUAUAAGGGAUUUGGAAUCAACAAAGCAAAAGCCCAAUGAGUCUUUUUCUGACUUCUUGGCUAGAUGGAGAAAUAAAGCAGUUUUAAUGAAAAGGAUAGCUCGAAUGAAGAAUGUACUAUUAAGGGUUAUUUCUAUUGUAAAAGAUCUUUUAAAAAAUAAUUUGGCAUUUCAUGGUACAAAUGAGAAGAUUUAUCAAAAAAAUAAGGGAAAUUUUUUGAGCUUAAUUGAGAUGAUUGUUGAAUUUGAUGCAGUUAUGCGAGAACACCUUAGAUGUAUUCAAAAUGGAGAAAUUCAUAGGCAUUAUCUUGUAACACUUAAGCCAUUAUCAUAUACACAUUGGGAAAGUCGUAUUAUAAAUAUUAAAGCAAUAAAAGUCCAAGCUUCACAAAUAAGACAUGUUUUAUUCAAUUAG